UUACCGCUGCCUUCCGAAGCAGACGAAUCGAGGCCGCUCGUGCUACCAGACGCGCAAGUGUAGCAAUGCCUGCUGGUCGUUCCUGCCAACGUGCUUUGAGAUGAUCGCCGUCGCCAAGCGACAGUUCGUGUGAAAACGCGCGUUAUGUGUGCACCCCCGUCGACAGACGUCACGUUAACUUUGGCCACGCUUAACGUCACCAGCGGAGGAUUUGGGCGGUGAUUUCGGGCUGCGGUGUCGUCCGCGACAGGUGUGCUUGUUUUUGUGUGCUGGAGUGUCUGCUUGUUAUUCAGCGCGACGAGGAAGAUGAGUGGUCAAAGGAUUGCUCCCUUGCUGCCGCUCUUGGUGGUAGGAUUGCUCAACGGCGGGAUUUCCGUGCGGGGCCAGCUGAAAGAUGUGGAGGGUUCGGAGUUCACGCCAACAGUUACUGCCAACUGCGACAAGGGUUUCAUGGUGAUCUCUGUGCUGACGGACGAGCCGUUCCACGGUAUCGUUCACACGAGGGAUACGAGUGACCCUCGUGGGCCCAAGGAGUUGAGGAGGGAUCCAUGCAUCGUGUACGGCUCCGGAGAACGAAAUACGUCGCUUAGGCUUAGUCUUUUUCCCGGCCCAGAAGACGCGCUCUACUGCGGCGUCAGGAGAAAGGACGGGAGCGAAGAAAGGUCAGUGGCCAUCUCCAUCCGGGUACACAAGGCGUUGGAGCUGUCCGAUGACAAGUCGUACGUCAUCACAUGCGGCAAGAACAAUUUCAGGAACGGAAGGAAUGAGCAUUACCGGGUCAACCUGAAAUUCAUUGAGUCACAGAAACGUGUGCACGAGCUCGUCGUUGGCCACCAGUACAUCCUGCGGGCGGGAGUUACCGGUACCGGAGAAAUCGAAGGAAUGCGCGUCAAGUCCUGCUUCAGCUUCGCACAAAAUACUUCUGAGGUUGAGCUGAUCGACAUCAAUGGGUGUCCGAAGACGACGUUUCUCUCGGAAUUCAAGUACAACAAGAGCGCGGACUCUGCGGACGCCGUCGUCACUUCAACAUUCCGAUUCCCCGGAAGCAAUAAGAUCAACGUCCAAUGCAACAUUGUCAUAUGCCAGACUUCUACCUGUGCUCCGACGAACUGUCCUGGUACCUCGGAGAGAUUAACGAAAGGACCUAUUCAAUCGAGUAAAGUUUCGGACGAUGCUGUUCAACUAUUGGCGUCAACGGAAGUAUUCGUUGUUGAACCCGGUGAAAGUUCCAUUGCUUCCCCAAUCCGUGAGUGCACGGAGUGGCGAUUCCCGUGGCUGAUAGGGCUGUGCAUCUGCUUGGCCAUUCUGCUGCUCGUCAUGCUCAUCGUCAACAUAUUCCUCUGCUCGUCGCUCACCUGUACCUGCACUAAAACAGAGGUGGAAGAGAAGGAGCCCUCGGAGAUUGAAGACUACGACCCAUACAAGGUCGGAUGGGCCCCUAGCUCCCAGUACGGGUCCAGGAUAUCCCUGAACAAGCCCGGCUACACAUCCGGUGGCUCGACGCUCAACUCUGCCCGCUCUGUGAGCAAUGGCAGUGACCACUAUACAACGGUGCACUCGAGGCCCACAAGCCGCUACUCGCACCAUUCAAGCAAGGAGCCGUUGCACAGAGGUCCUGGAUCGCAGUUGUCCAACGGACAUAGCCACUACAACUCCAGGAUCUAGUGGACACACCUUGUGGGACUAACGUAGUUGGGUUGCGUACCAAAGAUGCGGCACCGGGGCCGGGUUCAUGGGUUGUGAUUCACGUUGAACGUCGAGCAGCGACAACAGGUCCGCAGAAUGUUCCAGGUGGUGUGCGCGCAGAAUACGUGAUCUUCUAUAACGGACACCAUUGAGGACAGCAGAACUACAUGUCGCACUUCCUCAGCAUAGUGCCUAUGGUAUGUCGGCAGGUCUUGCCUGGUCAUUGUUGUUUUGCAGCUGGGCGAAUGUACGGUCCUUUAUUGCCGCCGCCACUUCAGAUCAGUGCCUUGUAGCCAGCACUAGUUGCUGAAUGUCCGCAAUUUCAGUGUCAGUAUAGCUAAUACUGCGAGCUGGGCACCUUUCUAACCACAGCAGUCAGAACCUGCGUACCGCAUGCGAUGCUGAAUAUGAUAUUUAUGUUUGUCCCCUUUCUCCGACGAGAUUGUUCACUGUGGUAGAGAUGGCUCACACUUUUGCAGUUGAUCGAAUUUACUUAUAUCAAAGCAUACCCACUCAUGAAAGUGAAUCUCCAGUCACCAUGGUCACUGUUCAAAGCACGUGUAAUGGCAUCAAAAUGAAAUUUCACUAUUUCGUAUUUGUGUCCAGUGGUCAGCACUAGCCAAAGUGGAAGUGCUUAUCUUGCAUGAUGAUUUUCUCUGUCCCGUUUCCAGUGCUAGUUCAUGCAAGAUCAAUACGAACAUGUCCGGUUUUUUUACUUUGAAGUGCUUAUCGUCACAUGUAGGGAAUAUACCUGUGGGGGUAGUCCGCUUUACACUUAUUCCAACUUCAACGUACGUGCUGGGGAACAACACCUGAUGGGGGGGGGGGGGGGCUCGGCGAUUAGAUUAAGAUCUCCCACUCACUUUGAACGUGGAGGAACAGAACAUUUUGAGGACAACCACUGGCGAUAGCACUCCAAGGUUCCAUAUAUGCUCAGCUCACGUCCCACGUGCGCACGAAGACCAGCACGAGUGGCCUGAUGGAGCCUGAUGACCUGAUGGAGCAUGGACCAUGGCCCGCCUGCAGAGCUCAAAGCGGCACCCAACUGUAUAGGAUGGAGCGGGAACCUAUGUUGCAGCUAAUUUCCAAGACCAGCAAAACGAACUGCUUCUGUUCGUUCCGUGUGUGUGUUGUCUUGUACUGCUACCUGAUGGGACAAGUCGCAGUGCUUGACCACAUCGUGUAUUGUCAUGAUGGAGAUGAGUCACGAAAAAAAGUUAGCUGUUCGUAUUGCCAUCUGUAGGAUGGGACAAGCGCCAUGCUUGCACACACCACAUUUCAGAAAUGGUACUGUCUUCGCCCUAAAAGUGAAGAGCAGGCAUUCGCAUCAUCGUCGCCCUCCCCUGCGAAACAGCAAAAGUUGGUUGUAUUGCUAUCUUUAGGGUGGGACAAGCGCAAUGCCUGCUCACAUCGCAUCUCAUCUCGAAAAUAGUACUCCCUGCUCUUUCGGCCUUAUUGGACGAGACGCAUGUCUUAUCAGGUGUGUGUAUUGUCAUGAAGUAGGAGAACUGCCCAUGGAGGUAGUCCCUUUCACACAGACGGAAACUCUAUUACACACCAGAUAACAACGCGCCCAAUGGGAAAUUGCAUUUGUCAGGUGUGUAUUGUCAUAAAAGUUUGUCAGUUUGCUUUUGUCAGGAGUUUAUUGUCAGGAAAACGUACAUUGUAUCGGCACCAAAGUCGUUGCAAAAAGAGUAGUGUCAUCAAAUAGGGAAACUACAUGUGGAGGUAUUGUAUUGUAUUAGAGUGUGCGAGUACACUUGUGUGUGUAUUGUCA
This is a messenger RNA of Ornithodoros turicata, 3463 nucleotides long. RefSeq lists its product as uncharacterized. The transcript is spliced from 10 exons. The record is from RefSeq and is a predicted model, not a curated record. Bases 307 to 1665 code for a protein of 452 amino acids. NCBI's taxonomy places the organism in Eukaryota, Metazoa, Arthropoda, Arachnida, Ixodida, Argasidae.